Molecule: messenger RNA, 2742 nt
Organism: Bombina bombina (fire-bellied toad)
Lineage: Eukaryota; Metazoa; Chordata; Amphibia; Anura; Bombinatoridae
Product: interferon-induced GTP-binding protein Mx1
Exons: 13
Coding region: 15-1856 (613 amino acids)
Biological process (GO): defense response to virus
Cellular component (GO): membrane; cytoplasm; microtubule
Molecular function (GO): GTP binding; GTPase activity; microtubule binding
Source: RefSeq, a predicted model, not a curated record
AAACUUGCAGUAAAAUGGACACUAUUUUAUGCAAUCAAUAUGAAGAGAAGAUCCGUCCCUGUAUUGAUCUCAUUGACUCGCUAAGAGCUCUGGGGAUUGAAAAAGACUUGGGGUUACCAGCCAUCGCUGUCAUUGGUGACCAAAGUUCAGGGAAAAGUUCGGUACUAGAAGCUCUGUCUGGUGUUACACUGCCUAGGGGAAGUGGUAUUGUUACACGAUGCCCACUGGAGCUGCAGCUGAAGAAAGCCAAGUCAGGGACAAGCUGGAGUGGAAAAAUGACUUAUCAGGAUCAAUCUGUUGUGCUGUCAAGUCCAUCAGAUGUGGAACAUGAAGUGAAAAGAGCACAAGACAUCAUGGCAGGAACUAACAAUGGAGUCAGCCAGGAACUAAUAACAAUGGAGAUUAUCUCUCCAGAUGUCCCAGACUUGACAUUAAUUGAUCUUCCUGGUAUUACAAGAGUUGCUUUGACCAAUCAGCCCAAGGAUAUUGGCGAGCAGAUAAAAAGGAUGAUUCGCAAGUAUAUCCAAAGGCAAGAGACAAUAAGUUUGGUUGUAAUUCCAAGUAACGUGGAUAUAGCAACAACUGAAGCUCUUGAAAUGGCUCGUGAGGUGGAUCCUAAUGGAGAAAGGACAUUAGGAAUUCUGACUAAGCCAGACUUGGUUGAUAGAGGAACAGAGUCACAAGUUCUCCGUGUGGUCAGAAAUUUGGAGUAUGAACUUAAGAAAGGUUACAUGAUUGUCAAGUGUAGAGGACAGCAGGAGAUAAGCGAGAACCUUUCUCUACAAGAUGCUCUAAUUAAGGAAAGGAACUUCUUUGAGGAACAUGAACAUUUUAGUGCACUUUUGGAAGAAGGAUAUGCUACAAUGCCUUUUCUAGCGGAAAAACUCACUAAUGAGCUUGUGGCACAUAUUAUUAAAACUUUACCUGCCCUGGAGAAUCAAAUCAAAACUAAACAACGAGAGGCAGAGGAGAAACUUAAAUAUAUCGGAUUAGGUGUCCCGAAUGUGGAAAUAGAAAAGCUAACAUUCCUUGUUAAUAAAAUGUUAGAAUUUUCAAGCGCAAUCUAUGAUGCCGCUCAAGGAGAAGAAGAGACUUUUAAUGGUUCUACAAAGCUUUUCAAUAAUGUACGAAGGAGCUUCUAUAGCUGGGAAUGUUUUCUCACCAAGAAAUUUCAGACUUUUCCAGAAACUCUAAGGGAUGAUAUGAGCGAUUAUGAGGAUAAAUAUCGUGGGCGAGAACUUCCUGGAUUUGUCAGCUACAGAACAUUUGAGAAUAUAAUACAGCAACAAAUCAAGACCGUUGAAGAGCCAGCUGUGCAGAGACUGAAACAAAUUCUUCAAAUUGUCUUGGCGUCUUUCAAUAAGAUAGCGGAGGAUCAUUUUAUAGCAUUUCCAAACCUUUAUAGAGUCACAAAGAACAAAAUUGAAGACAUAGGACAAGUACAGUUAAAAGAAGCAGAGAAAAUGAUUAAAACUCAAUUCAAAGUUGAAAAUGUCAUCUACUGCCAAGAUACCAUUUAUGGGGAAUUACUGAAGACAGUUCGGGAAAAACCUGGGAUAGGUCUUACUGCCAGGAACCUAGUUUCUGUCACAGAAAUGUCUUAUCACGUACAAGCAUAUUUAAAGGAAACAAAUAAACGAUUGUCCAAUCAAAUUCCACUGAUAAUCCAAUACUACCUUCUUCAUGAAUAUGUUGCGAAAGUGCGUAAUGAAAUGAUGCAUCUUCUGCAAGACAAAGAGAAGUUAAAUAUGCUGCUGCAGGAAAAACCAGAGCUCACCAGAACACGAAAGAAUCUAAAGGACCAGAUCCAUCGUCUCAAUCAAGCACAGAGACGUUUGGCCAAAUUCACGUGCUAAAUAGCGGUCAAUACCAACAUGCUCUAUCUUGGGCAGGCAGUCAACAUUUGCUUUUUAAAAAAUCAUAACAAUUUAAAUGUGAUUCAUGCCCUUUUUUCUUUAAAGGGGCAUAAAAAUCAUGAAUUCUUUUUUAACCCAGUGUGCAAAAUAAAAAGCAUUUAUUUUAAUUUUAAGUUCCAAGUGCAGAUCUCAGAGCCUACAUGGGAGCUGAUCGAUGUAUACCCAUAAUGCACUUGCUUGUCUAUCUAUAAUCUUGUACAAAGGAGCAUACGCACCAAUCAGCAGCAACAUACACUGUGAGAUUUGCACACUGGCCCACCUUAAAGAUGCUGAAAUUCAAAUUUUAAAAAAAAGAAAAACUGGAAAUUUUGCCAUUUUAAAACAUUGUGAGGAUAUAGAGACCAGGAAUACUAUUGAUUUUUAUGUCCCUUUAAAUUGCAAACAUUCACGCUAUUUGUAGUCUGUCACUUGUAUUUAAUAUCUAGUUUUUAAACUGUUUAUAUAUUGUAGAUAAAUAUUAUAAUUUAUUGUAUGCAAUGUAUAUGAUUUUUGUUUCUGAUAUGUGACUCUACAUGAUCAUUUUAGUGAUAUGACAACAAUUAAAUUACACUAUGAUAAUAUUAUGCUCUAAAGCUUACAAUGCCUAAUGUUGUGAGAGUGACACCUCCUAUACACCUGCAUAUAAAAUAUAAUCUUUUCUAAAUCAGCCAGUAAACCACAAGGUGGCAGUAGUUGAUAUAAUAAUCAUUAUUUAUAUUUUUCACACUAUUUAUUCCUCUUUAGAUUGCCAGAUGGAGAAAUCUUCAUCCUGAUAAAUUGACACAGCAGUUCUUCUUUGAUAUUACUCUCGCUCCUAUAUAGCAGUAAUUAAAUACAUUUCCACAAA